UCGGCAAGGGAUAUUAUUCAACAUGGCAGCCCCCAUGCGUUACACAACUGUGAGGUCCGCUCUUCAUUUUGGGCGAUCAUUCCCUCAAAAUACCACGAAAUUUCAUGGAAAUAACUUUAUAAAAACUAGACUUUUUUCGCAACAGAAUCGGUUUACUUUUAUCAAGAGCAACAGAGGCAGUAUUAUGAAAUCUCUGAGCGCAGUUUCAGGAUUGAUUUGUGGGGCUUACAUCGGGCAGCGAUGGAUGACCACGGGAGAGUCUCGGCAGACCUGGGGCCUACUAUCGCCUAUCGCCAAGCAGCGGGGACAAGUUUGGGAUGGAGAGAAAUGCACAGACGAACCUCAGCUACUGAACAGAAAACCGCGUAUGUUGUCUGCCGAAGAUUCAGCAAAGAUGAAUUUAACUCUUUACCAAUAUCAAGUUUGUCCAUUUUGCUGUAAAGUGCGAGCAUAUUUGGAUUAUUUUGGUGUUCCAUACACAAUUGUAGAGGUCAAUCCCGUGUUUAGGAAAGAGAUAAAAUUUUCAGAAUACAGAAAAGUUCCCAUCUUGGUACAAUCCUCUCCAGGAAAGGAAGAUAUUCAACUGAAUGACUCGUCUGUUAUCAUUAGCAUUCUAACAUCAUUUAUGGUGACCAAGGAGAAGGAUUUGAGUCGUCUGAUUUCAUACUAUCCUAAGAUGACAUAUACCAAUGAGAAGGGAAAAGAGGUGUCAGAAUUCACUAACAGAUUUAACAUCAUGUUGCUUGAAACACCAGGACUCUCAAAAGCAGAAAAGGCAGAGAUGAAGUGGAGAAGAUGGGUGGAUGAGGUUCUGGUUCAUUAUCUUCCUCCAAACAUCUACAGAUCACCAUCAGAAUCUCUCCAAGCAUUCUCUUAUAUCUCUAGUCUGGGAAACUUUAAUGCUGUGGAGAAGGUCAUCAUGAAGUAUGUUGGAGCUGCUGGAAUGUACUUUGUUGCAAUGAAACUCAAGAGGAAGUAUAAUGUCAAGCCUGAUGCUCGUGAAUCUCUGUAUGAUGCAGCCAAUGAAUGGAUGAGUGUGGUUGGAAAGAAAGAUUUCAUGGGAGGUGAUAAACCAAACCUUGCUGACUUGUCAGUGUAUGGUGUACUGAGCUCUAUUGAGGGACUAGAUGCUUUUAAUGACAUGUGUAGAAUGACAAAGAUUGGCCCGUGGUACCAACGAACAAAACAAGCUGUCGAAUCUCACGCUGGUGCUCAUUGACCCCGCCUUCUCACUUACAUAUCAUUCUAACAUGUGCUCUCAGGAGUUAUCCAGGUCACUAAUGAAUUCAAAUAUAUGCAAAUCUAUUCCUAUUUCCAGUAUGUGCAAGGUGUUUUAUUUGACAAUUGCCUUACUAGCAAUUGAUUGAAAAUGUUCCAUUUUCAUUUGAAAAGGUGCAGACCAUAGUGAUUUUCUGUUCAUAUUAUGUAUGAAUAUUGCUUUUAAUUGAACAAUUCGGUAAGAAAGCAAUUAUUUAGUACAUUAGUCAUCUGGUAUGAAAGCUUUUUUUAAAAUGUGCAGACACGUACAUGUAUCAUGUAUUGAUUAAUUGAACAUUUUUUCCAGACUUUAGACUUCCACGCCAUUUAAGGUCAUGGGUGUUCCCGAUCUUUGUUUCUAUGCUGUGAUAAAAGAGUUACUGAAAGCCACUGGUGCUUGGUGUCGGUGUUAGUGUCAAUUUUGAGAGCAUAAACAGAGCUGCUAGAGCCGCUCCACAAAAUAUAGGUUCUGAGAUGGUACAUGUACCAGAUAAUUAGUAUUGGUAGCUUAACGGCUGGUGAUGUAAUAAAGUAUCAUUUCGGUUUGAAGUUGUGGCUUCUGGAAGUUCUGUUCAGUGUAUGUCCUACAGAGAGUUGCUAUAGAUUCUAAUCAUACUUAAACUGGGAUGAUCUCAUAUUAUGUAAUUAAGUAUUUAGAUAAAUCUCAAUUUCAAUUUGAUUUGAAAAAAAAAAUCUCUUUGUAAGACAGGGACCUGUAUUCAACCUGGAAUUUGAAAUCACUUAAUGAAUGCACAUAGAAAAUAGAACUUAAUCAUAAAUAUCUCAUUAUGAUGAUGACCUUGUACCCCCAAAUCUGAAGAGAUAAUGGAAAUAAAUGUUUUGGUGGAAAAUCUAAAUAUACUUGUUCUAGAGAUCUUGAAUUUAGAUGAAUAAAAUUGUUUUGAAUAGCCUUAUUUGACAUGGCAUUAAAUUCUGAAUUUUUUGAGAAAAUACAGGUCUGUUGUGUAAGAUUGUGUAAACUAAAUGACUUCAUUAUGAUGCUUUUUCCUGAAAUGAAAUGUUGAAAAUGUUUUCAAUUUUGCUGAAAGAUAUCAGGUUUACAUGAAAAUAUGUAUGAUGGCAAUUCAUUUCAUCAUGAAAUUGAUUCAAAGUUUUAUUUAUCACUAGUGUAUAACACAGAUAUUUACAACUGUAAAAAUGUAUAGCAUUGUCUUGUAAUUUCUUAUAUCAGUGGCAGCAACACAUUGGGGAGAGUGGGUUGGAAGAGGAUGUAAUUGCUCCCUUCCAUGUGAAAAAAAGUUGGCAUUUUUCAUAACUUUGACAGGAUGUACAGAGAUUUCACCAUUAGACUCUUCUAUGAAAUACAUGUAGUUGAAAAUAUAAAACUUUCAAUGAUCAAGAAGUUUAAAGAGUCAACUCUACAUCAGUACAUCAGUUGAUCAACAUGAGUCAAAUAAUCCUGCAAGUCAAAUUUUCAUCAGAUCAUGAAAGUUGUGAAAUUAACCUUUUACUGUAUACCAAAUUUCUCCCUAGACAAAGAGAAAUCUGUUGUUAAAAUCUAUUAGGCUUACUUGUACACCAUGCAUAAAAGGUAGUGAAUUGAUGGUAUUUAAGAUUCUCGAAACUGAGCUAUGACAUAACCAAAGAUUUGAUUUGUCAUCCUUUUAUUCAGAUGAAUGGAGGAGAAAUUGUUGAACAUGUUUUUAGAGAUCUUCUAUUUUGAAAAGCAACACUGAAACAUGUAGAUGUUGUUUGCGACCAAUAGAGAUGUGCAACAUUUCAUUUAUAGUUUGAAAGUUAUUAAGGGCUGUUUCAUAAGAUUGAUUGUAAAGUUACACUUGACUUCACAAAUGAUUGAAAUGUAGCAAGCUAACUGAGUUUCUGAAGAACAUUUAAUUGCAUCUGAUAGUUCUGAAUUAUCCCAUAAUUGAUUAUCAUUUUUAAAACAUAAUGCAAUGCAAAGUCAUUAUUUUGCCAGAAUAAAUUUGUGUAGUCAUGAUUUGAUCAAACUUCAGGAAAAAAAUUGGGCUGAUAUUUUGGCACUUCAUAUAUCCAGUCAUUUGUAAAUUUGAUUGUAUUUGUGAUUUAAUGAUUAGCUUUAUGAAACUGUCCCCUCUGGUUCUGGCAUUCUGCUUGUCGCUGCCUUUUAUCUGAUGUAUAUGAACUUUACUUUGUAAUAAAGAUUGUGUAGGUACAUGUUGCAGUAGAUCCUUGGAACUUUAGAAGUAAAUCUUCUUUUGACAUACAGAUACACUUUGCAGUGAUUUGUGGCGAUGGGUUGAAUAAAUGGACUUUCACAUUUA
Lytechinus pictus (painted urchin) is the source of this 3521-nucleotide messenger RNA. Its product is annotated as prostaglandin E synthase 2-like. The transcript has 5 exons. NCBI's taxonomy places the organism in Eukaryota, Metazoa, Echinodermata, Echinoidea, Temnopleuroida, Toxopneustidae. The record is from RefSeq and is a predicted model, not a curated record. Gene Ontology annotation, cellular component: mitochondrion. Gene Ontology annotation, molecular function: prostaglandin-E synthase activity. The coding region runs from base 23 to 1219 and encodes 398 amino acids.